Molecule: messenger RNA, 2670 nt
Organism: Symbiodinium natans
Lineage: Eukaryota; Dinophyceae; Suessiales; Symbiodiniaceae
Source: the annotation of a GenBank genome assembly
AUGGCUGCGGCAGCAGCCGUGGCACCGCCGACUCACGUGGUGCACCAUGACGCCAGCCGAGCGGGCGUCUCGACCACUGCCUUGGGCGUCUGCGCGGCGCGUGCCUGGGAGUCAAGCAAGCCCGAGGAGCAGCGGCUCUUCCACGACCCCUUCGCCGCCAUCAUCUGCGGCAGUGACAACUUGGAGCUUCCACUCAUGGAUGAAGUGGGCCGAAGCAAAGACUUCUGGAUGGACUUCAUUGCGGCCAGGACCCGCUGGAUCGAUGAGCAGGUGGCAGGUGCAGGGCAGCUGGUGAUCCUGGGCGCGGGCCUGGAUACCCGCGCCUAUCGCCUGGAGUCCUUGAAGGGGAUCCCAGUCUUCGAGGUGGACUUUCCAGAGGUGCUGACGGCGAAGGCGCAGCUUCUGUCUGGACACCAGCCACUCGCCAAGCUGACCAAUGUCACCGCAAAUCUCACCCUGAACAGCUGGGACGCUGACUUGCACACUGCAGGGAUGCAGCCGAUACCAACCAUGUGGCUGCUUGAGGGCACCUUCUUCCGCAAAUUGCGAUGCCUGACGGGCUACUUGACGGAGCCUGAACUCGAGGGACUUCUCAGCCAACUCUCCCGGCUAGCGGACUCGCAGACCAAGAUGACCGUCACCUUCGUGGGUAAGGGCAUGGAGGAGAAUGUCACCUCUAUGCAUCGCUACCUCGUGACCGGCGCAGAUGAGAUUGCGGGGCUGCUCGGGAAGUUCGGCUGGCAGUGUGAGGUCCACUCCGUGGGAGAGAUCGCUCGCCGCUAUGGGCGAGGUACUGAUUUCAACGCUUUACAUUUGACCACCAACUGCCAAUGCUGUGCAUUCGAGCACAAACUGUUGGCAACACAUCGGCCUCUUCCAAUGCUUGACAUUCGAGCACAAGCUGUGGUGGGCAGCAAAUCGUUCUUCUUCCAAUGCUUUACCAUCGAGCACAAGCACUGGGCAGCACUUGCCGUUUCUUCCAAUGCUUUACAUUCUGCGAGCAGUGAAUCGUACUCCCUCCAAUGCUUCACACUCGCACAAACGGAGGGCCACGAAUCGUACUUCUUCCAAUGCUUUUUAAAUCGAGCAACAAGUGUUGGCAACAAAUGGUACUUCUUCCAAUGCUUUGCGUUUGGCCACAAAGUGUGGUUCGAUGCGAACACUUGCGUUAUCCAUCUUCUGCCUGGCGAUUUCAACGCCUAUCCAGCCCUGGAAGACGCCAAGGCGCUGGCGGCCAGGAUGCUUGUGCAGAGGUUCUCCUUCGACCGGGUGACCUACCACACCCUCAUCUCCCUCUUCAGCAAAGCUGGCUGCCCCAAGGAAGCCUGUGAGAUUCUGGAGUCCAUGCGGGCUGCCAGCUUGCAGACUGGACUCCCCGGAUAUAAUGCUGCCAUCCGCUCCUUGUCAUGUGACGAUGCUGCGAGCACGCUCCCGAGCUGCUGGCAGAGAGCAGCGUAUCUACUCAGGCUGAUGGCCAGCGACGCCGUGCAGCCCGACAAGGGCAGCUUCAACGCGCUCCUCAGCGUGUAUGGCAGCGCUGCCAAGUGGGCCUCAGCCCUCCAGACAGUUCAGGCCAUGUGUCAGGCGCCCUGGGUCUCGCCCGACGUGAUCACCUGGAGCUCGGCAGUGGAUGCAUGUGGGCGGAGUUCUCGCUGGGAGGCGGCUUCUCAGCUUAUGCGCAGCAUGAGGCGCCUGCGUCUCCAAGCCAACAUCGUCGUUUGGGGUGCUCUCAUCAAGGCGUACGACCGAGCUAGCUGCUGGGAGCGAGCUGUUGGCCUGGUCAUGCGGAUGAUGGGCCGCGAGAGGGGCGGCCGCCAGCGGUCCAUGCUUCCAAGGCCCAACACCGUGGCACUGACCAGCGCGGCCAGCGCUUGCGCCAAGGGCCAAGCCUGGCGUCACGCGCUCGCAUUGCUGCUAACCGCGCAAAGGUGGCAUCUCCGGCCGAGCCUGGCGGCCUUCAACACCGCCCUCAGCGCGUGCGCGGGCAGCAAACACUGGCGGCAAGCCAUGGCUGGGCUUGGAAGCCUCGGCGCUUCUGCUGACUUGGUCACGCGGAACGUCGUCCUGGCUGCGUUGGAGUUCUCCCAGAGAUGGGAGCUGGCCCUGGCCCUGGUGAUGUCCAUGGCGCAGGAGGGCUUUCAGCCGGACAUUUUCAGCUUCAACAGCCUCCUGAGCACCUGCGAGAAGGCCACACAAUGGGAGCGUGCCCUGAUGCUGCUGUCUCGCAUGCUCGAUCUUCUCGUAGUGCCGGAUGACAUCAGCCGCAAUGUGGCUGGACAGGUGGGUUUGACCGGGCCUUCAAACAGCGAGCCCGGGAACCUGGUUGCGCAGGGUCUGCCCAGCAGACCUCUUGCGGCGACUGCCGGCCUGGCAGGGCCCAUGUCGGCGGACUGCCUCGAAGGCAUGGCCAUGGCAUCCGCCUCGUUGUCCUGGAGUGCUGCUGCCUCAGUCGAACUGUGCCUUCGGCUGGUCGAAGGUGCUUCGGUCUGGGAUGGUGAGUUGCUCCUACUCCCGAUGGACGAGGAUCCAAGCGCUUUUGCUUUGGCGGCCUGGCUCCAAGUCGAUCUUCGGCAGGAUGGUGGCGCCCUCGCCGCCUGGCCCGGGGAGCUGGUCAGACCGGCGACAGCGGCAACAGACUCACGUGACAAAAUCCACCGGCGUCAAGAGUGA